AUGUCAAACCCUAAUUUGGCCCUUUCGACUGCUUCGGCGCAGCAGACGGCGGUUCCCCCUAUUCGUAGUGAAAUCGAGGAGAUUUCGCAAUGGCACGCCCCCGAAAGUUCAGGGUGCAACAGCUUAUGGCGCGAGGCGGCCCUGGUUGUACCUUCGGUUCUGCUGGUGUUGUACCUUGGGUUUCAAGCAAGGCGCAAUAUGAAGAAGCUCAGGCACAGGAAGUCUUAUGUGAUGAUCGCGUACUACGCGCUCUUGUGGGUCUCGGCUCUUCUCAAUUUGGCUUGGUCUAUGGUUCAGGGAUGGCAGUGUGCUCCUGAUAAGGUAGUUGCUUGGAACUUGUUGUCAUUAUUCACUGAAUGUGGGAUGCUGUCUUUAGAGAUCAGCAUAGUUGCAUUCCUGCUCCAGGAUAAUUAUGCGAAUGGAUUAGAAGCACUUGCACAUACUUUCCUUAUUACAGGUUCCUUUGUAGCUGUUGAUUUGCUUGUUCAGGCAAUCUUCAUUUUCGGUUUUGGAGUACCUAUCUUCAUCAACAGUGAUGCUGCUACACACUGGGGAAAGUGGAGUAUAGUGUUCUUUCACAUAUUGGUGCUUGCAUCAGUCUAUUGCUACAUACUGUUCGUUCAUUAUUCCAAGUGGAAAGAUAAGUUGCCACCAAGGCCAUCAUUCUACAACUACGUUGUCUGCAUGUUCAUCGUAAAUGUUGUGGGAUUGUUUGCUAGUGGAUUGGCUGGAAUUGGGUUUGGCUUAGGAUUUUGGUUGUACAAUUUCAUGAUCAUCUGCCGCCACUCCCUUUAUCUCCCUUUCCUCUACGCAACUUUCCUAGCCGACUUCUUCCAGGAGGAAGACUGGCUUUUGGAUAAUGCAUAUUACUCGGAGAUGAAAGAUGCUGGUUUUUUCGAUUCCGAGUGGGAUUAG
Molecule: messenger RNA, 915 nt
Organism: Striga hermonthica
Lineage: Eukaryota; Viridiplantae; Streptophyta; Magnoliopsida; Lamiales; Orobanchaceae
Source: the annotation of a GenBank genome assembly